AUGCUUCUAUUGGAUUAUCAGAACGUUUUGAUCCAAUCCCUCCUCACGGAGCGGUUCUCUGGUGCUCCCCCAGCUUCGAUUGAUCAAGUGGUUUCCGACUUUGACGGCGUGACGUUUCACCUCUCGACCCCUGAAUCCAAGACCAAGAUCCUCGUCUCCAUCCAUGUGAAAUGCUUCAAGGAGCUGGUGCAGUACGGCGCCCAGGCGGUGCUGGAGCGGGAAUACGGCCCCUACAUCGUGUCUCCCGAGCCCGGAUAUGAUUUCUCAGUACAAAUCGAUCUCGAGAAUUUGCCUGCUGAGCAGGAAGCUCGGGAGGAGCUGAUUAUGAAGCUCGCCCUGCUCAAGCGAAACGCGAUGGCAGCUCCGUUCGAGCGGGCAUUUGACGAAUUCGCCGAGCUUGCCGAGGAGGCUUCGAGAUAUACCUCAGAGUCGGCACCGCAAGGUGUGAAGGAAGGUGGCGAGGUUAUGUCGAUCCACUACCGCGAGGAGGAGGCUAUCUACAUCAAGGCUAGCCACGACCGCGUAACGGUGAUCUUCAGCACUGUGUUCCGUGAGGAGACGGAUCGCAUCUUCGGCAAGGUCUUCCUACAGGAAUUCGUCGAUGCCAGACGUCGCGUCGUGACGCUACAGAAUGCGCCUCAAGUACUCUUCCGCAACACUCCCCCGCUUGAGCUGGAAGGCGUCCCCGGUGUGGAGAACGCAAGCGAAGGCGAGAUGAGCUAUGUCACUUUCGUUCUAUUCCCUCGACACUUGACCCCCCAGCGCCGCUAUGAUAGCAUCUCCCACAUCCAGACUUUCCGUGACUACUUCCACUACCAUAUCAAGGCAUCGAAGGCAUACAUCCACACCCGUAUGCGCAAGAGGACAGCAGACUUCCUCCAAGUCCUCAACCGAGCCAGACCCGAGAACGAAGAGCGCGAGCGCAAGACAGCGAGUGGCCGGACCUUCCGUGUGCAAAGCUAG
Molecule: messenger RNA, 963 nt
Organism: Penicillium cinerascens
Lineage: Eukaryota; Fungi; Ascomycota; Eurotiomycetes; Eurotiales; Aspergillaceae
Product: actin-related protein 2/3 complex subunit 2
Exons: 6
Coding region: 1-963 (320 amino acids)
Biological process (GO): actin filament polymerization; Arp2/3 complex-mediated actin nucleation
Cellular component (GO): Arp2/3 protein complex; actin cytoskeleton
Molecular function (GO): actin filament binding; structural constituent of cytoskeleton
Source: RefSeq, a predicted model, not a curated record